Molecule: messenger RNA, 5398 nt
Organism: Corythoichthys intestinalis (scribbled pipefish)
Lineage: Eukaryota; Metazoa; Chordata; Actinopteri; Syngnathiformes; Syngnathidae
Gene: rfng
Product: RFNG O-fucosylpeptide 3-beta-N-acetylglucosaminyltransferase
Exons: 9
Coding region: 754-1959 (401 amino acids)
Biological process (GO): pattern specification process; regulation of Notch signaling pathway
Cellular component (GO): Golgi membrane
Molecular function (GO): O-fucosylpeptide 3-beta-N-acetylglucosaminyltransferase activity
Source: RefSeq, a predicted model, not a curated record
AAGAUUUUGCUGGGUAUGUUUGUGUAAAUGUAUUUACUGUUAUAUAAAAAUUCUUUUAGAAAAAAAAAAUACAAUAAUCAUUCAAAAUUAAAAAAAAUACUGAAAAACUGUCCACUGUAGUGCCCACUGUCCCUUAAAGGUUCAACUACCAACUAAUUUUACAAAUAAAUUCUCAAGGGCAAAAUUAUUUUUAAAAAAAUACAAUUCUAAAUGGCUUCUUUUAUUUUCCUUCAACGCUUCGUUAUGUUUUCCCCUUUAAUAAACUGAAAAUAUAAUUAAAAAGCGGUAAAAGCGCUUUAUUGUUCAAUUAGCAUUGUUUCCAUAUUUUCAAUGAUCUACACAUACAUUACUUUGAAAGGGAUUGCCGGAAACUACAUGUUUACCUCCGGAAACUUUGAGUCCUACAUUACUUACCGAUACUUGAUGGAAUGGCACCGAGAGCAACUUUGUUUUCGUCAACUUCUCAAAUCGUCUUCAGACAAAAAAGCUACAACUUAACCUGAAUUAGUGACCAAGAUAAAGAUUUUAACAUUCCAAAGACAGAUUUUUCUGAAAUUGUGUCGAACGAAGAAGACAUCGCCGCUCUUUGUGAUUGUUUUCUUUAAGUAAGCUAAUUUAGCUCAAGUUAAAAGUUCGAAUUUAGCGUCUCACUACAUAGAUUUAGGAUGCAUCCACUAAUAUUUCAUGAUUUCGGCGUGAUGGAGUGAGAAUGGGACGAGGCAGCGUGGAAAGUGGCUUCAGCCCUGGAGGCUGAUGCACCUUCUCCGUCGACCCGCCAGAAUGCACAUAGCGUCGGUGGGCCUCAGUAAGGUUGGCUUCCUGUUUUCCCUUCUGUUCUGCGGGCUCCUCUUGCUGCUCAUACCAGCCUUCCAACCGACGGCCCGCCAGGUGGACUUGCCCCAGCCCCGACCUCAAGUCAGGACCUCAGCGUCCAAUUCACAGCAGAUAUCCGGGCCUCCCACUGUGUCAGAUUCUGCUGGUGACCCUGAUACGGGGUUGAAUAUAAGCUCAGGAGGCACGAAUGACACCUUAGAGACUGAACUUUUUGAGAACGAUGACUACAGGGGGACUUCCUCUGAUACAGAUUCCAACGCUGAAGUACAAGAACUUGCUGGACCUGGUGCACGCGACCUUUUGGAAUUAAAGGAUAUUUUUAUCGCCGUUAAAACCACGAGGAAGUACCACAAAUCCCGACUGGAGCUGCUUAUUCAAACCUGGAUAUCACGGGCUAAAGAACAAACUUACUUAUUCUCAGAUGGAGACGAUAAAGAGUUGCAGAGGAGAACAGGUGCAAAUAUUAUUAACACCAACUGCUCUGCAGCUCACACUCGACAGGCUCUCUGCUGCAAGAUGUCUGUUGAAUAUGAUAAAUUCAUUGAGUCUCAGAAAAAGUGGUUCUGCCAUGUGGAUGAUGAUAACUACGUGAUCCUACCAAGCUUGUUGCAACUGCUCUCUUCCUACCACCACAGCCAAGAUGUUUACCUUGGUCGGCCCAGUCUCGACCACCCUAUCGAAGCUGCCGAGAGGGUCAAAAGCAAUGGAUUGGUCUCAGUCAAGUUUUGGUUUGCAACUGGUGGCGCAGGUUUUUGUAUCAGCCGAGGUCUGGCAUUGAAAAUGAGUCCAUGGGCCAGUUUGGGGAAUUUCAUCAGCACUGCAGAGAAGAUACGGCUCCCAGAUGAUUGUACUAUUGGCUACAUUAUUGAGGCUCUGUUGGAAGUCUCAUUAAUACACACGCACCUCUUCCACUCCCACUUGGAGAAUCUCCAAAAGUUGCCCACAGACAGUGUUUUGGAGCAGGUUACACUUAGCUAUGGUGGCUAUGAGAACCGACGAAACGUGGUCAGCAUUGCUGGAGGCUUUUCACUACUUGAAGACCCAACAAGGUUUAAGACAGUCCACUGCCUACUAUAUCCUGAUACUGACUGGUGUCCAAAGCCUAAACCUCAUAGCAGAAAGUGACUUCCACGGUACCUUCAUCCAGCAACUCCAUAAAACAUAAUGAGCUAGCGUGCUCUCUGAAGUCGAGAUUUCCUCACAACUGAUGCUUUAAUUCCGAGCUAACUCGCCUCCUACCUCAUGAGUGUUAGACAUGAUUCUUUUGCCAAACUCACACUAAACACAAAGGUGUGGCCUUUAAGCCAGAGAGUGGCUAACAGAAAUUAGUAGAAAGUGGUCAAUGGUGUCUUGGGAAUCUGAAGAUUCCUUUAGAAUGAUCAUGAAACAAAACAACAGAAAAAAAAUGAUGAUGAAACCAUGACUCUAAUGCACAGAACUCCUGUAUUGUGGAAAGAGGAUAUACUUCAAGUACGUGUACCUGUACUACAAAAACGUAUUACAUGCAUUUACUAGUAUUUUAAGUACAUGUACUAGUGAGACAAGCAUGUAUACUUGUACUACUAGCGUGUGUACUUGCGUGUUGCGUGUAUUUGUAUUACACGCACCUGUACUUGCGUGUAUUUGUACUGCAAGCACGUGUAUUUGCGUGUACAUGCACUACAAGCACGUGUAUUUGCGUGUACUUCUGGGCCAAGCAUGUGUACUUGCAUGUACAUGUACUACAGGAACGUGUACUAGUACUACAAGCACGCGUACUUGCGUGGGCAUGUACUACAAGUAUACUGACCAGCACAGCAAAGCUACCCACAGAUUUUCUUCACAAAAUGCAUUUUCUAGCUUCUGAUUGGAAUGAAACAUUGGUAUGAUAGCAUAGCUUGAUUCACCAUUGCAUACUUGUACUAUAAGAAUGGGUACUAGUACUACAAGCACGUGUACAUGUGUGUAGUAGUACUGUAAGAAAGCAGACUACACACAUGUAUUUGCAUGUACAUGUACUACAAGCAUGUCUACUUGUACUGGAGAAACCUGUACUAGUACUACAAGCACGUGUACUUGCAUGUACUUGUACUACAAAAACGUGUACUUCUACGACAAGCAUGUGUACUUGCAUGUACUUGGACUAUAGGAACGUGUACUAGUACUACAUGCACGUGUAUGUACGUGGACAUGUACUACAAGCACGUGUACUUGCAUGUACUUCUACGAUCAGCAUGUGUACUUGCGUGUACUUGUACUAUAGGAACGCGUUCUAGUACUACAAGCAUGUGUACUUGCGUGGACAUGUACGACAAGCACGUGUACUUGUGUGUACUUUUACUACAAGCAUGUGUACUUGUACUAUAAGAACAUGUACUAGCACUACAAACACGUGUACUUGGGUGGACAUGUACUACAAGCACGUGUACUUGUGUGUACCUGAACUACAAGCACGUGUACUUGCGUGUACUUGUACGAAAAGAACGUGUACUAGUACUACAAGCACAUGUACUUGCGUGGGCAUGUACUACAAGCACGUGUACUUGCGUGGGCAUGUACUACAAGCACAUGUACUUGCGUGGGCAUGUACUAUAAGCACGUGUACUUGUACAACAAGCAGUACUUGCGUGUACCUGAACUACAAGCACGUCUACUUGCGUGUACCUGAACUACAAGCACGUGUACUUGUGUGUACUUGUACUAUAGGAACGCAUUCUAGUACUACAAGCAUGUGUACUUGCGUGGACAUGUACGACAAGCACGUGUACUUGUGUGUACUUUUACUACAAGCAUGUGUACUUGUACUAUAAGAACGUGUACUAGUACUACAAACACGUGUACUUGCGUGUACCUGAAUUACAAGCACGUCUACUUGCGUGUACCUGAACUACAAGCACGUGUACUUGUGUGUACUUGUACGAGAAGAACGUGUACUAGUACUACAAGCACAUGUACUUGCAUGGGCAUGUACUACAAGCACGUGUACUUGCGUGGACAUGUACUACAAGCACAUGUACUUGGGUGUACUUGUACUACAAGCACGUGUACUUGCGUGUACUUGUACUAUAAGAACAUGUACUAGUACUACAAGCACGUGUACUUUGCUGUACUUGUACUACAAGCAUGUGGACUUACAAGCACAUGAGAGUUGUACUACAAGCACAAGUUCUUAGGAGUACUUGUACUAUAAGAACAUGUACUAGUACUACAAGCACGUGUACUUGCGUGUACUUGUACUAUAAGAACAUGUACUAGUACUACAAGCAUGUGUACUUUGCUGUACUUGUACUACAAGCAUGUGGACUUACAAGCACAUGAGAGUUGUACUACAAGCACAAAUUCUUAGGUGUACUUGUACUAUAAGAUCGUAUUCUAGUGCUACAAGCACGUGUACUUGCGUGGACAUGUGCUACAAGCACAUGAGUUUUGUACUACAAGCAUGUGUACCUGCGUGUACUUGUACUACAAGAAUGCAUACUUGCGUGUACUUGUACUACAAGUAUGAAAAAUUGGUAUGAUAGUGCAGCUUGAUUCUCCAUUGCGAAGCACUUAUCCGGCAGCCCCAAAGGGAUGUUGUGCGCUCCAAUAAUGUGAUCCUGGUUGCAGUACCAUUUUAGGUCACCAAUCUUGCAUAUUGCUCAGUGUUCAGACUGACGUGGCAUUAGACUGUUUUAAUGUUUCAUUUUUGCUUUUCUGAAUUCAGUGUUUUAGCUCAGCAAUGUGCUUGGCUUAGCCUCAGUGGUAUGUGAGUGGUUAAAAGUGAAAAAUAAUUUCUUCUACUUGCUGCCUGUGUGUUUUUCUACCCAGUGGUAGUUUGAUUCAGUUCUUCAACGGAAUGUUUUGCAUUUCCAUUUUGUUCAAAUAUAUAUAAAUAUCAAUAGACUGAAUAUUGUAUUAUGUUGCUCAAAAUAAUGAAGGAUGACGACUCAAGAAUGAGAUGAGGUACUUGCAUGUGCAUAAUGGAUGAAUUUAACAGUUUUGUUUUUUUAACUGAAGCCAAUGACCUGUAUCCGAUUUUAUUUUAUUAUUAUUUGUUUUUUAUGUUGUUAGCUUCAGAACCACCCACGUUUAUGGUCUUUGCACUAUUUUGACUGUGCAUGUGUUCAUGAAAUGCAAAAUGCCAAAGUGAUUUUCCGUUUGGUCAUUAAACGUUAACUAUGCAUGUCCUUUUAAACACAACUUUGACUUAUUUUUCCUAUUUGGAUGUUGAAUUCCACAGAUCUGAUUGAACAAUGUCAACCAUAUAUUAAUAAAAUUGGGUGUGCAAAUACAUGCAAAAUUUACAAUGUGCUAUGUUAAUCAUUGGAAUGUUAAUUGGAUAACAGUUUUCAUUGUCCAACCUGAGAUUUUACAUAUUUUUGGAAUGGUAAAGUUAGAUACCUAAAAAAAAGACCAUCCCUGUCAGGUUUGAGUUAUUGGGUCUAACAGCUCUUGUAAAUUAUAUGGCUCCAUUCUACCAUCAAUCAGUAUUUCAACUUGUAUAGUUUUUGUCUGUUUUGUUAACUUGCUCACAUGCGCAAAUCCAAAUGUGUGUCACUGCAGGUCAGUGCUUGAAACUCUGAUGUGUUUUCUUUCAUUCAUGCAG